GUGUAUACUACUUCACAUUCUUCGAUUCCCAUACCCCUGACUCGAAUGCUCGGGAAACUUAAGUAGGUACUUGGCUGACAUUCAAGAAAACUUCAUAUUUUGGCUGGAGUAAAUUAUUUCGUGAUUCCUGGCCCGCACGAAAUAUUUAUUAUACUACAUCCAACUAUCUGCUCCCAAAAUGCCCUUCUUAUCAACACCCUUGACACUCGCAGCCACAGGCGGCAUCUUGGGAUCAGCAUGGAUAUCAGGUAAUAUCACUGCGCUGUCGAUCUGUGCUGUACCAGCAGUCCUCCAGAGUGGAACCACAGCAGAGGGUCUGCUAAGGGGAUGGCAUCUACAGUUCACUAGAGGAAUGUACUACCUACCGACGACGGCUGCAGCGAUAGCGCUGAACUACUGUUACCUAGCCUCCCGGCAUCAUGGCCGUGGGCUUGAAUGGAGGGGAUAUGCGGCCGGAGCGCUGUCGAAUUUGUUGCUCAUUCCCUUCACGGUGAUCUUCCUCGGCGGGAUCAAUGGCAAGAUGAUCGCGGCUUACUCGGGCACGGGCAAGCAGCUGAGCCAAGAGACUGUCCGACAUCUGAUUGCUUUAUGGGGAAAGCUAAACGGUGUACGAAUCUUUAUGCCGCUGGCUGGGGCUGCUCUGGGCUUAUGGAACCUCCUACAGUGAUUAUGGGGGCUUCCGAUAUGGCAGGAGGAAAAGACCAAGCGAAGGGCAGGAAGCUAUGGCCACACUGUACUUUAUAUUGCUACGUUAUGUUGUAGGGUUAGAAUGCCACAACGAUACCGAUAAUUUGGGUUAUAUCGUCGUAAUCAUAGCAAUUGAUUGCCUUUCUAUAUAAUUUGCUGGUAGUAUGUUUGUGUAUCCUGAUCGACAAUAUCUAACAUUGAACGACGUAUAUAUUCUUAAUCAAACGAAAAGAGCUCACAAUUCUACACCGAAACAUCGAGUCUCAGGGCUCUAGGCACAGCCUCGACCGAGAUAGCACUAGCAGCGACCGCUUCCGUCGCGUCACUGAGUUCUACCUCGGUCUCUUCGCCUGCCGCCAGUUCAUGAGCAAUUGGAUGGUUCCUACGCCUCGCCCCAAAACCGAGUGGUUU
This is a messenger RNA of Daldinia vernicosa, 1098 nucleotides long. RefSeq lists its product as uncharacterized. Bases 179 to 667 code for a protein of 162 amino acids. The record is from RefSeq and is a predicted model, not a curated record. The transcript is spliced from 2 exons. NCBI's taxonomy places the organism in Eukaryota, Fungi, Ascomycota, Sordariomycetes, Xylariales, Hypoxylaceae.